Molecule: messenger RNA, 1058 nt
Organism: Salarias fasciatus (jewelled blenny)
Lineage: Eukaryota; Metazoa; Chordata; Actinopteri; Blenniiformes; Blenniidae
Gene: utp11
Product: UTP11 small subunit processome component
Exons: 8
Coding region: 115-879 (254 amino acids)
Biological process (GO): rRNA processing
Cellular component (GO): small-subunit processome; nucleolus
Source: RefSeq, a predicted model, not a curated record
ACCACAUGUUCAGCUCUCAGGAAGCUCCUCUGCCUCGAGUGUUAGUCAUUCCCACUACAACACAAAAUUAGUGCUGUGUUUCGACUUUUUUGCGCUUGGAAGUACCUUCCUAACAUGUCGUCGUUCAGGAAAGCUCUGAAAUCUCGACAGAGAAAUCACCAUGAGCGAUCUCAGCCUGGUUUUAGAAAAAACCUGGGGUUGUUGGAGAAGAAGAAGGACUACAAACUCCGUGCUGAUGAUUACCACAAGAAACAAAACACCAUCCUUGCUCUUCGAAAGAAAGCCCUGGAGAAGAAUCCAGAUGAGUUUUACUACAAAAUGGUCAACACCAAACUGCGGGAUGGAGUUCACAUAAUAAAACGACCUAAAGAGGAGGUGGAGGUGACCGAGGAGCAGAAGAAAGUGAUGAGGACGCAGGACAUUAGAUAUGUGGAGAUGAAAAGGGUUGCAGAGGCAAAGAAAAUUGAGAAAAUGAAAGCAGAGCUCCAUCUUUUGGAUGCAGACAGCAAACAGAAAAACACGCACACGUUUUUUGUGGAUUCCAAAAAAGAAGUGAAGUCGUUUGACCUUGCACACCACCUGGACACGGCCCCCGAGCUGCUGAACAGAGUGUACAACAGACCGACCCUGAAAACCCUGGAGACUAAAGUCAUUCAGGGAGCUGAAGCGCCCCGCGUUAUUAAGAAACUGGCAAAGCAAAGGAAACACCAGUAUAAGAUCCUUUCCCAGAGGAUUGACAGAGAAAAGAAAAUGUUUGUCAUCAGCCAGAAAAUUCAGACUCGCAAAGAUCUGCAGGACAAAGGCAAGAAAGUGAAGGUAAAAAAGGAAACGCCAAACAGUGCAGCCAUCUACAAGUUUGAAGCCAAGAGGAAACGCUGAGCACGAAGUCAUCUGCUAUAAGGAUGUGAUCGCAAAGAAGUUCUGCCCCAUGGAACCAAACAGCUGCAAUCACAGUGGAGACCAGAGAGCAAUGUUGUUCUCUCACUGCUGCAGCUGUCAAGUUUUGUACAUAUUUAUCAAAGAUUUAGUUUCUUUCAAAUAAACAUCAGACAAACAUG